UAUAAACAGAGCUCCUCUCCCCCCUUCGUUUUCGUGUGAUUCCAACCCAAUCCAUCUCCUAAGAAAGCUUCAGCGUUUCCGCCUCGUAAGAUGCAGAUCUUUGUGAAGACCCUCACCGGGAAGACCAUAACCUUGGAGGUCGAAAGCUCUGACACCAUCGACAAUGUUAAGGCCAAGAUCCAGGACAAGGAGGGCAUCCCCCCGGACCAGCAAAGGCUCAUCUUUGCAGGCAAGCAGCUCGAGGACGGCCGCACGCUCGCCGACUACAACAUUCAGAAGGAGUCCACCCUCCACCUCGUCCUCCGGCUCCGCGGUGGCAUGCAGAUCUUCGUGAAGACUCUCACUGGGAAGACCAUUACCUUGGAGGUCGAGAGCUCGGACACAAUCGACAACGUCAAGGCCAAGAUCCAGGACAAGGAGGGCAUCCCGCCGGACCAGCAAAGGCUCAUCUUCGCCGGGAAGCAGCUCGAGGACGGGCGCACCCUGGCGGACUACAACAUACAGAAGGAAUCCACCCUCCACCUGGUGCUCCGCCUCCGCGGCGGCCAGUGAACUCACCACCUUCCCUGCUACCAUGGUUGUCGUCUUUAGUCGAGUCGAGUCGAGUCGAGUCGUGUCUGUGUUGCCGGAUGGUGGCGUGAGUCUCCAUGUGGUCGUGUUUGGGUGUGAUGCGAAAAGGCCUAUGUGAUGGUUAAGUCAAUAUAUUUAUAGUUGGUAAUAAGCUUUAACGACUGUGUUUUAUUAUUCUCUUA
This is a messenger RNA of Musa acuminata subsp. malaccensis (wild Malaysian banana), 752 nucleotides long. Lineage: Eukaryota; Viridiplantae; Streptophyta; Magnoliopsida; Zingiberales; Musaceae. The record is from RefSeq and is a predicted model, not a curated record.